Molecule: messenger RNA, 3471 nt
Organism: Pomacea canaliculata
Lineage: Eukaryota; Metazoa; Mollusca; Gastropoda; Architaenioglossa; Ampullariidae
Exons: 4
Coding region: 287-745 (152 amino acids)
Biological process (GO): regulation of DNA-templated transcription
Molecular function (GO): DNA-binding transcription factor activity
Source: RefSeq, a predicted model, not a curated record
CAAAAUAGUCGUGUGUAUUUGCUGUAGUGGGUCUACUUUUGAUGACGCAUAGAGCACUCGUGAAUACUUUCUUAAGGUCGCGAACCAGCCCACGCUCCAGCGCGUAAUCCCUGGAACAGCGUACGUUGCUGGCGUAGGCCUCGGCAGUUUUAGUAAUACCUGAUUUCGAUUAGUCAUGAACUAAAUGAUGUUAUCCCGGUAGUCAUUCCAUCGUCUAGUGUGCAAGUGACGCUGGUUAGAUCGACAACUUGUACUGUGUUGGAGGAAGAAAUGACAGUUUGAGGACAUGCCAAUGUACAGUGAACAUGUGCAGUAUGUGACCAGCCAUCCAAACUCAGAAGCAUUUACCACACAAACACUGUUUAGCUUCAUAACAAGCAGUGGAGACACUGCCAAACCGUUUUCACAGACGAGACCUGAUUCUCAUCCCAGCAAUCAAAAGUCAAACAAAACUGCUCACAAUUUUGUGAACCACCAUCCACCACCAACUGUUACUAGUAGAAAAGAAAAAGCCAAGGAAAUGAAGGUUGCCAUUAGAAAACUUCACAACAAAGAAGCAGCUAAAAAGUCUCACCUUGCCAAGAAAAAGAGAAAGGAGACUCUUUUGAAGAAGUCCAUGGAACUGUACGAGGAGAAACUUCAAUUGGAACAAGAUAUCCGUACUCUGAACAACUGCCUGCGUCUCUACCACCAGAUGUACUCUUGCAUGACACAUGUUUGCUGCCUUCCAGAUGAAGAUGCCUAAAAUGGGUGUCAAUAUGGGCAUGCUUUUGCUGUCUUCUAUCUCAUUUUAGUUUCAGUUUUUUCCUGUUUAGUUUUUGCUGGCUGCAAAAUGUGGCUUUGCAAAAAGUCUGAGAGUAGAUGGCACUUGAUGAAAAAUGAAAUUUUUGUUUUUCUUGAUGAGACCUAACUGUAAAAAUAAUGUUUCAAAGAGAUUUUCUGUUCUGAUUUCUUGGAACAAAUUUUGUUUAGAGUGAGGUUGGGGGUACUCAGUUAUUUUAAAAUUCUACUAAGCCAAAGAGAAUCGAUUUAGAUAACCUUGUGUUUAUAGAAAAAAAAAACUACAUGGAAUGCUUUGUCUGGAUUCAUGACAUUUCAUUUUUAGUAUCAAAACUGUAUACAUAAGUAGUUUCAGCUUGUUCAAAAAUACAGAUUGGUGAUAGGUCAGAGUCAUAUGAAAGCAGACAUUACCUGCAGUACUAAAGGUGCUUCAUAAUGCUGGCAAAUGCACUUUUUUAGACAGAGAUGUCAUUAAGUGUGUCAGCAAGUUGACAGUGCCUUGUAGUGCUGAUGUAGCGUCUUGCUGUUUAUAGCAGUAAGUUAUAUACUUUAUCAAAACAGCUAAUUUAUCAACCAAAGAAGUCAAGAUAUCUAGCUUGUCAAAGACUUGACGGCAGUCUCUCAGUAGCAAAACACAAGUUCAGAAUAACUGUAUAGUGAGAAAAAAACCUGUUCUUCUUGCAGAAUUAUAGGAAUGAGAUUACAGAGCAACAGCAUUUUAUUAUUUAAUCUUUUUUACCACAAAAUGUCCUAGGUGGAUUUUAUUUGGGAUCCCUUCCCCCAUUCACUCUAAAGAAAUGCCAAGAAAGAUGACCUGAUGGUGUUUUUGAGAUGUAUUUGAGUGACAUAUAUAAAGUGUUUUUUUUCACACUUGAAUUAAUUUCCUAUUGCAUGUGCAUUGCUUAUUUGAAAGAUUUUUAUUUGUAAUGAACUUGUCAAACUGGCUACUUCUUUCAAAGUAAAUCAUAAGAAUGUGAUUCUCUGUUUUUAUAGUCAAAGUUUGUCAGUUUCACCUGAUACUCCUUGCAGCAGUAAGAAAUAUUCUUGCUUAAAAUGUGAUUCUUCUGAGAAAAGCAUGAAGAAAUUCUUUAUGGUAAAUAUACUGUUAUGAAAAGAAGAGCAAGGGUUAAUGUUGAAAAAUUGCAAACCGGAAAAGUAUUGAGAGCAGAGAAACUUUCUGAGAAAGUAUCAUAGGGAAAUCCAGAUACAGGCAGUGCAUUUCUCAUUGCCAGACUGAGUGGUUAAAACAAGUAAAAUUUGUGAAAAGUAGUCAUAUAAUGCAGAAAGUUUUUUGUUUGUGUAGACACCAGUUCCUACAGAAACUUGGUAAAUCAGUUUGGCCUUCCUAAGAAAGCUGAUGCAUUCUAAUCCAUUCAGAUGAAAAAGCUUAUAUUGGGUUCCUGCUUUCAAUUCUUCCAUUUACUUGUGCAUUGGACAUACUGGUUGUAUCCUUAUCCCCGAGAGGGGCAUCGGGGUUCAACCUGUCCAUAAAUAUGCACGAUAAGCCAUUAUAUAUUGCCACAGAAAAAAAAAGAGAAAUUGAAAAUGCUUUAGUAAUUUGAAAUACAUGUUCUAAAAUUUAAAUAAUCUGUGCAAAAUUUAAUUCUUAAACACAUGUUGGUUGCGUCUCAUUUUUCCCCACAUUGAUGACUUCCUAUUUGCUUCAACUUCAUUGCAAAGUGAUGUUAUUCGAACUGCUUUUCAUAAUGAGUGUUGUUAUUAAAAAGGAUUUUUUAAAUAUUAGCUGAAUGUGUUGGGUAUAAAAUUACUGGGAUGCUUGAAAUGUCUAUAACGGGAUUACUGUUGAACAUAUAAGGAUACAUUAAGAGAAUCAUUUAAUUUGCUUGUUCAUCAAAGUGCAAUUGCAACAUUUUUCACCAGUAUCCAGGCUUGUUUAUGUUGAAACAUAUUUCCUACGUUGCAGAAUGUUGGCAGUUUUCAUAAUUAGUAAUAUUUUUUUAAAUUAAUGUUCCUGCAGAAAAUGCUAAAAACUGGAGGAUAUAAUUUAUGGAAAAAAACAAAGACACUAACAAUGACAGUUGAUUGUAAAUAGUCCUUCGAUCAUUACUUCAUUUGUUUUUCAUUUUGAUAAAAUUGUUUUUCUUUCAUAGGUAAUAAAUUCAUUACAGCUUGGAUACAGUUUUUGUCAAAAAUGCACUGUAUUGUACUGGCAGAUUUCUCUGCUUGGUAGUGAACUCUAUACACUUAAACAAAAGAGCAGUGCAAAAAACCGAUGCAAACAUGUUUUCAAUGUGCAAUAUAUUAGCAUAUAUUCAGCAAACUGUACAGAUCUGUGACAUAAAUCCAAAGUGGGCAAUGACACUGAAGGCCAGACAAGAAAAACAUUCAAAGGCUAUGAAAGUUGGCCUAGAAAAAACGCCAAAAGUUGCUGUGUAUGCACAUACAUAGGGCAAAGCAACAUAUACAAAUUCAUGGCAUGUAAAUAUAGAGUACACAAAAUAUAUACAUAGAGUAAAGCAGCUUGAUAACACAUGCAAGCAAUAUAUACAGGAUGAAAUACACAUGCAGAAAAGCAAAUGAAACUAGUUGAUAUAGUGAUUAGCGAGUUAUCAUGUGUUACGCUUCGCAGAAAAGAUCCAGUGCUUUCAUGUUUUAGGUUUUCUGGCUGAGGGUCACUUCUGUCAUCCAUGAUUGAUCUCUGUGUUUUUGCCAAAUACAACUUGUUUGGAA